This is a messenger RNA of Seriola dumerili (greater amberjack), 1254 nucleotides long. RefSeq names its product FERM domain-containing protein 6-like. Gene Ontology annotation, biological process: positive regulation of hippo signaling. NCBI's taxonomy places the organism in Eukaryota, Metazoa, Chordata, Actinopteri, Carangiformes, Carangidae. The coding region runs from base 1 to 1254 and encodes 417 amino acids. The transcript has 12 exons. The record is from RefSeq and is a predicted model, not a curated record. Gene Ontology annotation, cellular component: cytoplasmic side of apical plasma membrane; cytoskeleton.
AUGAGGACCAAACAGAGGCGACAAGUGUGCAUCCUUCUACCCAACAAGCAGCACCUGGACUGUACUGUCAGGGUAAAAGCCAGAAGCCGUGAGGUGUUGACCAGUGUGUUGAGGCAGCUUGGCGUCAGUGAUCUCCAGGUCUUCAGCCUGGCUGUUCUCAGAGAUAAUGAAUAUCUCUUUCUGGAUUUGGACCAAAAGCUGAGCAAGUAUUUUGGCAAAAGAUGGAGCAGAGGCUCCAGAACAGUCCCAUUCAUCGUAUUCCUGAGGGUGCAGUAUUAUGUGGAGAAUGGGCUGCUAAUAUUGAGCAGCAAAGUACAGCAGCUCUACUACACUGAGCUGAGGCAGAAGGCGCUGCGCUCACAGAGCCGCCAUCAGGAAGCUUUGUUUUUCCAGCUGGCAGCGUCUGCGCUUCAGGCUGAAGUCGGAGAUCUGCAGAGAGAGGAGGAGAAAAGACAGGAGAGAAAACACAGAUGUUACUUUCUUCCUGAAGAUUACUUCCCCUCCUGGCUGAUAAAGCGUCGUGGACGAGACUACCUGCUCCAGCACUGCCCUGUGUUGCACGGUGAGCUGAGAGGCGUGUCACGUAGCCAAGCUAUCCUGCAGUUUAUAAAAGAGGCCAGCAGCCUGCAGGAUGGACUGGUCACCUUCUACAGGAUGAGACAGGAGAAAAAGGAGCUGAGAAGUUCAAUCCUUCUUGGUGUGGCAGUGAAAGGAGUCCGUAUUUAUCAGGGGGUGGAGGGGAAACUGUGUCUGUUGUAUGAUUUUUCCUGGACCAAUAUUGACCGCUUCACUUUCCAGGGCAGCAGGUUUGAAAUCGCUGCAGUCGGCUCUCUGUGCCUCCCGAAGCUGGUGUAUUACACUCACUCAGCCUUCCACUCCAAACACGUCCUGAAGCACCUCAGUGAUAGUCACGGGCUCUGCGUCACCACCAGAGAUGCAGUCAACUACAUCCAACAGCUGGAAGACAUGCAGGCCAGUCAGUUCUACAAAGAGGCGUACAUCUGUGACAUGGCACGCUUAAGACAGACACUUCAAAGCGGCAGCCUCACAUCCUCAAUGUCUGACUGCAGCGUUGCAGUGAUAACAAGCACAGCCUGGUCCAAAGAGGAGGAGGAGGAGGAGGAGGAGGAAGAUGAAGGCUCUGUCACAGAGUUUGAGUGGUGCAUCGAUGAACCAGAGGAGGUUUUUGUUGACAACCCAGCUGAAGUGUCCUGGCUAGCUGAGCUGGUCCAUGGUUCUGAGGAGGAGAGCUGA